AUGGUUUUUGAUGAAAUUUUAGGUCUCGCACUGGAAUAUACGCAAGGCGGUGACGUGAAGACAAAAAUGAUCGAUCUAUUGGAUUUGUCCGCCGAAACGGACGUAAGAGCAUUAGCGGAGAGUAUAAAAGCAGCCGAACCUGUAAUAACCGAAAGUGUAAUGGACCAGUUAGUCGAGACCUUGCAGAAGCUGCAGGCUAAACUGCAGGCUAAAGUUUGCGACACAAAUGCCAAGCAUUACUACAAAUACAAAACCUUACAGACUCAUCUUUUACCGGUCACGAGCAUAGCGCUCGAUAAACUAGGUAAAAGAUGCUUGACAGGCAGCUAUGACCGAACUUGUAAAGUUUGGGACAUUGACAGUGGAACGGAGCUUCUUACUCUCGAAGGCCAUAAGAACGUGGUCUAUGCUGUCUCCUUCAACAAUCCAACUUCAACGGCAAAAGUCUGGUGCUCACGGACGGGUCAUUGCCUCGCAACCAUGUGGGGUCACGACGCGGAAGUAGUGGUAGCUAAAUUCUCACCGACGCAAUGCAGCCUGACGACCGGCUCCAUUGACGCAACGUCAAAAAUAUUCCAUGUAGAAACCGGUCAGGAAUUGGGCACGUUGAGAGGCCAUACGGCGGAAGUUAUUGCGCUGCAUUACAACGAUGAUGGAAAUCAGAUCAUAUCGGGUUCCUUUGACGGGACCGUGAACAUCUGGGAUGCAAGGACUUUUGCACGAACGAGCGUACUGGUCGGGCAUCACGCGGCGUUGUCCAACUGCCUCUACAACUUCGACUGUUCGCUGAUCGCGUCGUCGUCGAUGGAUAAAAGCGCGAAGAUAUGGGAUGCGAGGAUGAAUUCCUGCGUGGCCACGCUGCGGGGACACGAGGACGAACUUCUGGAUCUCGCUUUCGACAACAACGGCAAGAAACUGGCGACAGCCAGCAGCGACACUACCGCGCGAGUUUGGGAUAUAAGCAGCACGUUUCAACAAUUGACUCUGAUGAAAGGCCAUCAGGAGGAAGUUUCGAAAGUGUGCUUCAGUCCGAACGGUCGUCAGCUUCUAACCGCUUCCUUGGACAGAACAGCCAGACUGUGGUCUGUAGACGACGGCUCCUGCUUUCAGCAAUUAAAAGGUCACACCGACGACGUCUUCGCUUGUGCGUUCUCGUACGCGGGGGAUAGCAUAAUUACCGCUAGCAAGGAUAAUACAUGCACGAUCUGGAGAUGA
Linepithema humile (Argentine ant) is the source of this 1215-nucleotide messenger RNA. Lineage: Eukaryota; Metazoa; Arthropoda; Insecta; Hymenoptera; Formicidae. The record is from RefSeq and is a predicted model, not a curated record.